Uranotaenia lowii is the source of this 2622-nucleotide messenger RNA. Its product is annotated as protein elav-like. The coding region runs from base 544 to 1617 and encodes 357 amino acids. NCBI's taxonomy places the organism in Eukaryota, Metazoa, Arthropoda, Insecta, Diptera, Culicidae. Gene Ontology annotation, molecular function: RNA binding. Gene Ontology annotation, cellular component: ribonucleoprotein complex. The transcript has a single exon. The record is from RefSeq and is a predicted model, not a curated record.
AUCAGCGUAGUGCCACGGUUGUGCUCUCGGAAAGUACCCAGAAGCAAAGGCAGAAGCAGCAGCAGAUCUUGUUCCAAAUAGUGUAGUUCCAGCCAUCAAACAUACACACAUUUACACCCUCAACAUUUGCUACCUAACCUAUUGAAGAGAGAGAAAAAAAAGGAAGAAGAAAGUUCAGUUCCGAUCGUGUGGCGGUGAAAGAGCAAAAGAGAAGGCGAGUGAGAAAUUGAUUUUGCCUGUAUAUUUCUUGCUGCAAUUUAGUAAUCGAGUUCGGAAGUUUUCAUCCAAUCGUUGAUUGAUAGUAACCAUUGUCAAAGUGAAGUGUGUAGGUUGUUUGUUUGGUGUCUAGUGGCAGUAUCGGUUUUCAUUAAUACGACACUCUGCCAAGUGGAACAGUGACUGAGCUAGUUGGAAAGCAACCUUGUAGUAGGAACGAAAGCUAAUCGAAGCAGGAUUGAGUGAACGGCUUAGCGGCAGCACUCAUUGAAGGAAUAUUUCUCUGUGAAAGUACAUACAACCAGCUUCAAAAUUACCACUUCAAUCAUGACCAACAAAGUUCUAGCGGCCGUACCAGACCUACAAAAACAAAAUGGCGAAUCGCAGAACUCCGCUGCGGCGUCAUCGGGCGGCAGUAAUGCUCGCACCAAUCUGAUUGUCAACUAUCUGCCCCAGACAAUGACGGAGGAGGAAAUCCGUUCGCUGUUCUCUAGCGUCGGCGAGGUAGAAAGUGUAAAAUUGGUUCGCGACAAAAAUGUCAUCUAUCCUGGUCAGCCGAAAGGGCAAAGCUUAGGCUAUGGGUUUGUUAAUUUCGUACGACAGCAAGAUGCCGAACAGGCAGUGAACGUACUGAAUGGAUUGCGCCUCCAGAACAAAGUGCUGAAGGUAUCAUUUGCCCGGCCUAGCUCGGAGGGUAUCAAGGGAGCCAAUUUGUACAUUUCCGGUCUGCCGAAAAGCAUCACGCAGGAGGAGCUGGAGGCUAUUUUUAGACCAUACGGUGAAAUUAUUACUAGUCGGGUGCUGGUUCCGGAUGGAAACGAUAAACCUAAGGGAGUAGGUUUUAUCCGUUUUGAUCAGCGGAAGGAAGCCGAACGAGCUAUUGCCGCAUUGAACGGAACAACGCCAAAAGGUCUAACCGACCCUAUCACAGUUAAAUUCUCCAACACUCCCGGACAGAACACUGCUACGAAAAUUGUUCAACCAACUUUGCCGGCUUUCUUGAACCCACAAUUGACCCGCCGUCUCGGUGCCAUCCAUCAUCCGAUCAACAAAGGAUUAGCUCGAUUCUCACCGAUGGGAGGUGAGGUGUUGGAUAUGAUGCUGCCGACGGCUCCCACAAACGGUAUCGGUGCCAUUUCGCCAUCGGGAGGAUGGAGCAUUUUCAUCUACAACCUGGCCCCCGAAACCGAAGACAGCACCCUCUGGCAGCUGUUUGGGCCAUUCGGUGCGGUGCAGAAUGUGAAAAUCAUCAAAGAUUCGGCCACCAACCAGUGCAAGGGAUACGGCUUCGUUACGAUGACCAACUACGAGGAAGCAAUGCUCGCCAUCCGGUCACUCAAUGGAUACACCCUGGGACAGCGGGUUUUGCAAGUCAGCUUUAAGACCAACAAGUCUAAGUAAUUUUCUUAAUUUAUUAAUCAUAUUAAUCAGUUUUUAAUUACAACUUUACCCAAAAUAUCAACACACACUAACACCGCUAGAUGAUUUCCCUACAAUCCUCGCGUGAUGAAAAGAGCAGCAGUCAACAAUUUUCAUCAAUGUUGCUAAAAAUAUCGCCAUGAUUAUUAUUUUGGGACGAUUGGCUCCCUUCUCCAAAAUGAUGAGGUUUUUUUUAGAUAAAUUUUUGAAGCAUCCGGCUUUUACACAGUAUUUUUGAGAGACGCCAUCGGGUCUCGGAUUCAUCGCAAUGAUGAUUCAAGACCAAUCCACCCUCGAAAACGCGCGCGUGCUAGUGUGUACAGUGUAACAGUCGUGUACCAACGCAAACAUGUAUGUAUACAGCCAGCGCAAAACACUUGCAAUCAAUUUAACGAGAAUUGGAGUGUGAAGAAAGAGGGUGCAUUUCUCCCUGUGCCGACAGAAAUCAUACAGGAGGAACAUGUUCCUGUGUUGAGUUUUACUUUUAUUUUUUCCUUUUGGCCUCUCGUCGACAUUAUCCAGCCGAACGCCGUGUGUUCCGACAAAGUAUGUAGAUGCGCAUGCGGUAGAACACGGCUGUCAUAAAACACGGAAUCCUCAGUCCGUGAAGAACGAACCGUGUGCGAGAUUUUAUUAUAUUGAGCUAGCUAGUGUAGAAAUAAAAACGAGGGAGUUUGUUAGCAGCGAGUAGGUACGAACAGAAAGUGGGGACGUCGCGUCGCGAAUUCUCGCAAUACUUACACAUGGUGUGUUGUAAUUGCCAUUUCCCUCGAGGUUUAUGCCAACAUUUACAGCUAGUUACGAUUUCAUUCACUCAUACUAACCAUCACGGAUGAUUGCUUUCUAGCGAAACAGUUCGUGGUAAACUGGUUAGCGCAUGUGUUUCACAGUGGCCUGUUUCACGUUUCUUCUACUGUUCGAGACUCUCGAGAAGUUCAAUUAACAUCUCCGGCUGUUCACUUCCUAAGUAAGUGGGGCUGUACGGCG